AUGGCGACUAUGGACAAAGUAUUCUCGGGCUACAACGAACGCAAGGUCAUUCUCGACAAAAAAGACAAUCCAUUUGCGGACGGAGUAGCCUUUAUUGAUGGGGAGCUAGUCCCGCUGGCCAAUGCCCGCAUCCCUCUACUUGAUGAAGGGUUCCUGCACAGCGAUUUGACAUACGAUGUUCCAUCGGUGUGGGACGGACGGUUCUUUCGCCUCGACGAUCACUUCAAUCGGCUAGAGGCCAGCUGCAUCAAGAUGCGACUCAAGAUUCCAUUGCCCAGAGAAGAGGUGAAGCGGACCCUAUUGGAGAUGCUAGCUAAGAGCGGUAUCCGUGAUGCUUUUGUCGAGCUCAUUGUCACCCGUGGAAUGAAAGGCGUUCGUGGCAAUAAGCCCGAGGAUCUUCUCAACAACACCCUGUACCUGAUCGUGAUGCCAUAA
Molecule: messenger RNA, 435 nt
Organism: Penicillium salamii
Lineage: Eukaryota; Fungi; Ascomycota; Eurotiomycetes; Eurotiales; Aspergillaceae
Source: the annotation of a GenBank genome assembly